Molecule: messenger RNA, 1073 nt
Organism: Caenorhabditis sp. 36 PRJEB53466
Lineage: Eukaryota; Metazoa; Nematoda; Chromadorea; Rhabditida; Rhabditidae
Source: the annotation of a GenBank genome assembly
AUGAGCUCAACCGAGUGCUAUGGAGCGCCUCCGAACUACUACUCCGACUGGACGCCCUCCUACUACUCGACAGUGCCGCACUCGUCCUACUCUCCGCUCACCGCUCCUCACACGGCCGCCGAUCUCUGGGCUGCUCAUCCGUCCACCUACGUGUUGGGAACCGUCUCGCCGACUUCGACAACAACGACGUCGUCUUCCGGAAGCGCCGCAAGUGUCAGAUCGUCGGGAAGAUCGAGAUCGAACGCGAGUGGGGGACUGCCGGCCGGAGUCAGUGCGUCGCAGCACAAUACGUACAAAUGGAUGCACACGAAACGGACACAGAGACCUGCAGGUAAUCAGUGAUACGGAGCCGAAGCUUAAGGGCUCACCUAUCACCUGAUUCCAACAGUAUUAUAACUCUGAAUUCUGCCAUCACCUUCUUCUCGUAUUUUCCCGUAGUAAUCGAUCGAUCAUCCACUGUGCCGUGUGUGCCUGGCGCAUGUCACUUUUUGUGUCGCUACCCCUUCCUCCUCCCACUUCUUCCGCGACAAUUCAAAGUCGAGGCGGGGUCUCUUUGUUGUACUCGAUCUUCCUCUUAUUAUGCACAAACAUAUGUUCCUUUUUUGGAAUGGUCUAGUCAUUUGCAUUUCGCAUCAAUCUUUGGGCGCCCCUCCAGUAGAUAGAUAUUAUACAUUCAAAUGAUGAGGAGCAUGGGAAACACACACUAAUCAAUUAAGUUCAGCGCCGAAAAAGAAGGUGAUCGACGAGAACGGCUCGAAUAGAACCAAUUUCACAACACACCAGCUCACGGAGCUCGAGAAGGAAUUCCAUACGGCCAAAUACGUGAAUCGCACCAGAAGGACCGAGAUUGCCGGGAAUCUCAAGCUACAGGAGGCACAGGUACGGUAGUUUGUGCAGCGGGCCGUGACGGUUCUUUUCAGGUCAAGAUCUGGUUCCAAAACCGUCGAAUGAAGGAGAAGAAGCGCGAGAAGGAGAAGGCGUUUCUGGCGCGCAACUCGUGGGAUUCCAACUCGCCGACGUCUUCGUGUGGUGAGGACGCGAAAGGAUUCAACAACACGAAGGCCGCCUCCUAA